AUGUCGGCGUUUAUGAACCUCCCAAGUGAACUCAUCUAUCAUAUCUUGGACUUCGUCCCCAAGCGCAGUCUCCUACAACGACGACCUCCCAUCAUCGAACUACUUCGGACCCUCAUUGCGAGACCAGAGUUGUUUGCCUACAUCGAUACCCUUUCACUACUGGGCCAUGACCAUUAUUACAACCUUGAACCCCUUCCUUUGCAGGAUGCGCAAGUCACCGAGGCAUUCUGGCAGUUCGCGCCCAUCAUAGCAACAUUCAACGUGCCCUUCGUAAACCAGUGGGUGCGGGAGCUCUGGUCAGGCAGCAUGGGCGCGUUUGCCGCUUUGCUGCUUACCCGUCUCUCCUGGACGACCAAUCUCACCAUCACUUACAACUUUGUUCGGAAGACGGACCUGAUCGGGAAAGUCCUCCAGGCGAAAGCGCUCGGCGGGCUACCCAGGUUCUAUCGGCUCAAGCACAUGGUCUAUAUACACGGCGAGGAGCCCUUCUAUUCUCCAGAGCAGAGCUCCAAGGAUGGAAUGGCUCUCUUCUAUGUGCCCACCGUCACAAACCUGGCCGUUUGGGUCAGGAACCCUGCGAUCUUCCGCUGGCUAGACGGGAAGCCCAACCUGGACCGCCUGACAUCACUUGACAUUGAAGGCUGUUGUCCAAACUUUGUGUCCAGGAUACUGGCUCUCACCCCCAACCUCAAGUCGCUUGCUUGGGCAUGUCACUACUCAUACAACACUCGCGAUCCAUGGGUCACGAGGAGUCUCAACUUGGAUGAAGUCAUCACGACACUGUCGCCUGUCCGUGGGACCUUGGAGAAGUUCCAGUUCAGGAUAUGCAUCGCCAACGGCUACUCGCCUGAGUAUGAACCGACGCUAUGCGUCUCGGGAUCCUUUGAGGACCUCGUCCAUUUCGAUCGCGUAACCCACCUCGACGUGCCGUUAGUGUGUCUUGCGGGGUUUGGACCGUGGCCUAAGCCACUGAGCCACUACGUCCCUCGCAGCGUCCAGGUGCUAUUCCUCUCAACCGCGCUGCUGUUCGAUAAGGCGGUGCCCUGGAUGCCGGAUGAAGACGAGGAGUGGCCGGAGCAGGGGGUCAUGGACCUGCUCGUGGAGUUGGAUAAGAGCUAUCGCACUAGACUACCGCGGCUGCGUCGGGUCAGUAUCAAUGAUGAUAUUGAUAGCUUGGACAUCUGUGGCCUCGAUCAUGUGUUGGAGGAGACGCCUAUGAGUCUAUAUGUUGAUAUUGUUCUGGGGCACUUUCGGCAUUGGCACAACUGGGGCUAA
Clonostachys byssicola is the source of this 1275-nucleotide messenger RNA. NCBI's taxonomy places the organism in Eukaryota, Fungi, Ascomycota, Sordariomycetes, Hypocreales, Bionectriaceae. The record is from the annotation of a GenBank genome assembly.